This is a messenger RNA of Motacilla alba alba, 1311 nucleotides long. RefSeq names its product myozenin 1 (gene MYOZ1). Gene Ontology annotation, molecular function: FATZ binding; actin binding; telethonin binding. The record is from RefSeq and is a predicted model, not a curated record. Lineage: Eukaryota; Metazoa; Chordata; Aves; Passeriformes; Motacillidae. Gene Ontology annotation, cellular component: actin cytoskeleton; Z disc. The coding region runs from base 168 to 974 and encodes 268 amino acids. The transcript is spliced from 5 exons.
CUUUGUGCUGGGCAGAGCUUCCCUGCACCCAGGCACCCUGGGAGAGGGGGGCUGCUGGACAAGCCUCCCCAGGCAGCACCCAGAGACAGGCUGGGAGGAAGCAGCCACUGCUGAGCUCUGGGGCAGGUGUGUGAGCUGGUCUGAGCCUGGCACUGCAAGCCUGAGCUAUGCCACAAGAGGUGUCCAAGCUGAACCUGGGGAAGAAGAUCAGCAUCCCCAGAGAUGUGAUGCUAGAAGAGCUUUCUCUCCUCACUAACAAAGGAUCCAAGAUGUUCAAAUUACGUCAGCUAAGAGUGGAGAAGUUCAUUUACGAGAAUAACCCUGAUGCCUUCACUGACAAUUCUGUGGAUCACUUUCAGAAGUUCAUCCCACCAGGAGGGAGCUAUGGGGAAGAUGCUCAUGGCUACGCCCAUGGGCGGAUGGUUGGAGGAACGGCAGCUGGACAGCACGGCUCCAGUACGCAGCAGCAGCCCGGGGUCCCUCCCAGGCCUGGAAGCAGAGCAGGAGCUACAGAUGGAGAAGGGGAGCAUGCAGGGAAAUCAUCUGGAACUGGUGGAGAAGGAGGCAAUGGUACUGACAAAGAUGGGAAGUCAGGAGGCAAAAAGGUUACUAUAUUUAAAACUUAUAUUUCUCCUUGGGAAAGAGCGAUGGGUAUCAGCCCUGAGGACAAAAGUCAGUUCUCCACGGACUUACUGUCAUACAGCCCCAAAGCCGAUUUCCCCCACUACAAGUCUUUUAACCGGACUGCCAUGCCUUACGGGGGUUUUGAAAAAGCAGCCAAACGGAUGACCUUCAAAGUGCCUCAGUUUGAUAUCUGCCCUUUGCUCCCAGAAUCUCUCAUGAUAUAUAAUCAAAAUUUCAGCAAAAGACCCUCCUUCAACAGAACCCCAAUACCUUGGAUGCCUUCAGGAGACUUCUCAGAGUACCAGACUGCAGUCAAUGUGCCAAUGAGUGGUGAAACAGAAGAGUUGUAAAUCCCCACUGCCAAGACCUUCCCUUUUUUCUCAGCCCUUUCUAUAUGCAAGUUGAUAGUAAGGAGCGGAAAAGUGCAACUCUAGCUCUGUCAGCUCUUUCUUUCUUUUGCCUGUAGCCAAGACAAGUCCCAAGCAGGUUCUAAACUUCUCUUCACUAUAUUGUUAAUCUAAAUCAGACACAGUUUGAGGAAGAGGAGCUUUUUAUUCAGCAGCACAUAAGAGGCCAAGACUAAGGAAGUGUUUUCCUGUUUAGCAAUGCUACAUGCUGCCUGUCUGAUUGAUAAUAAACCUGUUUUGUCAUGUGUUAACAAAAAAUAAAACACCAAGACGAAAAACA